Molecule: messenger RNA, 1536 nt
Organism: Alnus glutinosa
Lineage: Eukaryota; Viridiplantae; Streptophyta; Magnoliopsida; Fagales; Betulaceae
Exons: 3
Coding region: 1-1536 (511 amino acids)
Source: RefSeq, a predicted model, not a curated record
AUGAAUGGAGGCGCAUUUCUGAGUUUGACGGGAGAAGAAGCAUAUCGGACCUUGGAUCAGUUGUCCGACAACUCCCAACAGUGGGAUUUUUCAAGCUAUCGGGAUAGAUCAGCUUGCAUCCAAAAGAAGGGAGGCAUCUACGAGGUGAAGGAAGAUAUGGAGCUAAAGAUGAAGUUAGAUGCCCUUACUAAGAAGGUCGAUGCCCUCGUCAUAGGGAAAUCCAUCAAUGUGGUGAACCCAUUCCACGUGGAUUGCUGUUCCACCUGUGCUAGCCCCAUUCACUCAGCACAAACUUGUCCUUCUUUGCCAACCUUUGUCGAGUCAUCAAUGGAACAAGCUAUUGCCAAGAUGGAGACUCAAAUUGGGCAGAUUGCUAAUCACCUGGGUGAGAGAGAAAAAGGAAAGCUCCCUAGCCAGCCUGUACCAAAUCCAAGGUUGCAGUUUCAAGGGGGAAGUUCAUCCAAUGCUGUGCAGGGGCAAGAGGAUGUUCAAGCCAUUGUCUCACUUAGGUCAGGGAGACAAGUGGACAACCAAGUGGGUCUUCCUGAAGAGAACCCUGUUGCUCAACAAGAGCGAAAUAGUGGCAGCACAAAGGAAAAGGAUGUGGAGUCAUCUACAGCCACUGAUGAGACCCCUCCUAGGUCAUUUAUACCUAAGGCGCCCUACCCUGACAGAUUACUUGCGCCCAAAAAAGGAGGGAAGUUCGAGGACAUUCUGGAGGUAUUCAAGCAGGUGCAGAUCAAUAUCCCAUUUUUAGAUGCCAUCCAGCAGGUGUCGUCUUAUGCCAAGUUCUUAAAGGACUUUAUUACUGUUAAAAGAAAGACCAAUGUCCCGAAGAAGGUAUGUUUGACCGAGCAUGUCAGUUCGAUCCUGCAAUGCAAGUUGGCCAUCAAGCACAAGGACCCUGGAUGUCCGACCAUCUCUUGCAUGAUAGGAGUUAGCCGCAUAGAGAAGGCUCUGCUAGAUCUUGGAGCAAGUGUCAACCUCCUGCCUUAUUCGGUUUACCUACAAUUGGGGUUGGGAGAAUUGAAGCCUACCUCUAUGACGCUCCAAUUGGCUGAUCGGCCAGUAAAGGUACCACGGGGAAUUAUUGAGGAUGUUUUGAUUAAGAUCUCUUUUAGUAAUAUGGCCGUGGAGCUGAACAUCUUCGACAUCAGCAAACAACCAUUAGAGACUAUUGAGAUUGGAAGUGCAUGCUUGAUUGAGGAGAUCAUUGAAGAUACUAUUGAUGAAACGAGCAUUGAGGACCCCUUAGAGGCGUGCUUUGUUCAAUUCGGAGAAGAUUUGGAUUUAGAUAAGCUGCUUAAGCAAGCAAAUGCCAUGUUAGAGUUUGCUCCUCUAGAGAGCAGCAAGGAAGAUGAGGUAGCAGUACCUGAGCCUCCCAAUAAGGAACUUAAGCCAUUGCUUGACAAUCUGAAGUAUAAGUUCCUAGGUCCAGCUGAAUCAUUGCCAGUGAUUAUAGCAUCAGACUUAGUUGAUACUCAAGAAGAAAAAUUACUGGAUGUUUUAAGAGAGCACAAGGAGGCUAUUGGCUAG